AUGAUCUACAUAGCUAGGAAUGCAAAGGAUGUAGCGGUAUCGUACUAUCACUUCUACAGAAUGGCCUAUGGACAUCCAGAGCCUGGGACAUGGGAUGAAUAUCUAAAUACCUACAUGGAGGGCAAUGUUGCUUUUGGAUCAUGGGCCAAACAUGUGAAGGGCUGGUGGGAGAUGAGGAAAAAACACAGGCUAUUGUACCUGUUCUACGAGGACAUGUUGGAGGAUCCAAAACGUGAGAUCCGAAAGGUGAUGAAGUUCAUGAAUCAGGAACUUCCUGAAGAGAUUGUUGAAAAUAUACACAAGAACACUUCCUUCCAGGCUAUGAAGGACAACCCCAUGGCCAACUAUAGUACCUUCCCAUUCAUGGAUCACUCAAUAUCCCCGUUUAUGAGGAAAGGAAUUUUUGGUGACUGGAAGAACCAAUUCACCGUAACCCAGAACGAGAUAUUUGACGACUAUUACCAGAGGGAAAUGUCUGACACGGAUCUCACCUUCCGUAUGUAA
This is a messenger RNA of Staurois parvus, 504 nucleotides long. Lineage: Eukaryota; Metazoa; Chordata; Amphibia; Anura; Ranidae. The record is from the annotation of a GenBank genome assembly.